Messenger RNA from Ambispora leptoticha, 2361 nucleotides. Lineage: Eukaryota; Fungi; Glomeromycota; Glomeromycetes; Archaeosporales; Ambisporaceae. The record is from the annotation of a GenBank genome assembly.
AUGGGUAUUCCAGGAUUUUUUCGCUGGCUGGCCUCACAUUAUCCAGCAGUCGUAGAAAGAGUAACUCCCGGCGUGAAACAAUCUGCGGACUUUUUAUACCUAGAUAUCAAUGCACUUUUUCAUACCGCAAACAUAAAGAAAAAAGGUAGAGGGAAAAGUGGUGGAAAGUUGACCUCGGCAUUAAUGCUGUCGAAGGUUUUUCGACAAAUGGAUGACGCCAUAGAUUUAUUUGAUCCGAAAAUGCUCGUAUACAUUACCAUGGAUGGCGUAGCUCCAAGAGCAAAGAUGAAUGAACAACGUGUUCGUCGAUACCUUGCCGUUAAUAUAAAACCUAAAUUACCAGCGGUUGUUCCACCAAUAGGUAUUCCCUCUUCUUCACCUGCUUCAGAAGAAAUUGCUGUAGCUAAUGAAGAUGCAAUGACAAUUGAAGUAGCUGGUACCGAGGUUGUCGGCAAAGAUGGAGAGGUUGCCGAGGGAAGUACAGGCUUUUUUUUGCCUGGUGAAUCGGUCGCCAUUACUCCUGGUACAAAAUUUAUGCAAGCCGCAAAUGAAGCAAUAAGAUUUUAUAUUUUCCAAAGAUUGAAUGGUCGUCGAAGACAUCUUCAGAUCAUCUUUAGUGAUUCCAGUGUACCAGGUGAAGGUGAGCACAAAUUAUUCCAAUUUUUGAAAACGCAGCGCAUGCAAAGUGGUUAUAAUCCGCAACUUCGCCAUGUUGUCUGUGGUGGAGAUGCCGAUUUUAUCAUGUACUCGCUGAUGACCCACGAACCACAUCUUCGAAUAUUAAGACCUGGCAUGGGUAAAGAUUUGGACAUUCUACAUGUGGCGAAACUACGUAAACAUCUUAUCAACGAUAUGAUGCCCAAAGAUUCACCACCAAUGUCUGCUGCCGAUCAAGAUAAUUUGAUUGAAGAUUUUGUAUGUAUAUCAAUGUUGCUCGGCAAUGAUUUUUUGCCCAAGCUUCAAGGCGUUGGAACAGCAGUGAACAUUUUAAUGAAAGCAUAUAGAGAAUGCCACAAAAAUAUGGGUGGCUUCAUUACAGAAAAAGGUGGUACUAUUAAUAUUAGUAGAUAUCUGGUUUUCCUUGGAUCGUUGGGAAAUCAAACACUUCUUAAAGGUGAAAAACUAGCAGAUCUAUCUCAAAUAUAUUCUAACCGAUUUAAUAUCGAUCCUGAAACCCGAGCCAAAAGAGCCAAUGAUUACAUGAGAACAUUAUGUUGGGCUUUUCAAUAUUAUACUUCAGGUUGUCCAAGUUGGCGAUAUUUCUAUCCUCAUCAUUUCCCUCCGUCAAUUUUGGAAAUCAUUAAAAAUGUCAACCCAACAGACUUUAAUCAAAAGUUUAGUCCCGAUCAACCACUAAGACCGUUCGAGCAAUUGAUCUGUGUUCUUCCGCCAACUUGUGAUUCACUUGUUCCAGAACCAUUCCGUGAUUUGUUAACGGACCCUAAUUCACCUCUAAAAGAUUUCUUCCCGAACAAGAUGCAAGUUAUCUCGGACGUUGGUAUUUUACCUUUUAUCGAUGAAAAAGUACUACUUGAAUCGAUGGCUCCCCGAUAUCCAAAAUUAAGUCCCGAAGACCAAAAAAGAAAUACUAUUACAGGAAAAGUUCAAUUAUUUGCAGGUCGAUUUGCACCAUCAUAUCCAACAUUGCGCUCUCUUGGAAAUGGUUAUGCAACAACACUUGGAUUAUCUGCGUCAGUGGGUAUAUUUGGUACACUCACGCAAGAUGCUCCUUUACAAAGAGUAAUUGAGACUCCUAUCAAGAAAUGGGGUGACAUCAAUUUCAAUACCGUCUAUAAUGUACUAUACCAAUUACCAAGCGCAAUUAAAGGUGUUCCGCAACGAUUGACUCCCCCACCACGAUCACCUUCCCCAUCACGAUCAUCUUCUGCGCAACAAUCAUCUUUUACGCAAAGAACUAUUAACCUGGUGCGAAGCGCAACUCAUCAAAAACCUCAAACAGGUAAAUAUGGCCAAGGAACGGAUCCAGAAAAAUCACCACAUAAAGGCAAAUAUCAAGAUAGGUCGCAAGCUGACAAAUCUCAUUUUGGACCAUAUCAAGGCAAAUAUCCACAAACCGUCAAAUAUCCAGAGAGAACUCAGAGCGGGACAUUUCAGGGAGCACAGAAAACACAGGGGGCACAGAAAACGCAAGGAACGUACCCAGUAACACGUCAAUUUCCUCACCUGAAUAAAACUAGUACAAAUAAUCGGAUACCACCAAGAACAGUGAUUCCUCCGCAUCCAAUCAAAAGGCCGAGAACUCAAACACCAACAUCUUCACCUCCACCUCGAGCAUCUCAAAGUAACAAGAGCUUUUCGCAUCUAUCAUCAUCGUCAGUUGAUUCCUCUGCAAACGAAUGA